UGAAAUUUUAGCGCAGAACAAUCCGCGAGUCUCGAAAAAAGUAACCGCUUUCGUGAAAUAUAUCAACGUAGUCGGCUUGAUCCGAAUGUUCGAAUUUACAUUUAAAAAGUAACGUAUUCUCGGUGGGGCUUGGGGCACAGUGGGUCGAAGGAAAGGGUAACAGGUGGACUUAUUUCACAAGAUGAUUAUAACUUUGUUCAAUAACAAUCAUUUUAAGUAGUCCACAAAUAUAUAGCAUGUUAUUACAAACAAUUUAGUGUUAAAUAAUUUAGAACUAGUGUGGUUUUGUGGGUGCACGUAAUCAAAGUGACAUAAUUUCAAGUUUCUAUGAAAUAUGUAUAAUUUCCCUAAUGCGAACUGCAGUUCAAAGUUAAUCAUCAUUGCGGACCAUGAUGAAACUGUGAAAGUGAUUUACUGGAACAAAGGUUAUUUGUGUUGUACGUGAUUAUUUCUUAUUAUAUAUAUAUUAUAUAUAUAUAUGUAUAUAUAUAUACAUUUAUACUUUUCAUAUCAAAAUGCUCAUGCCGAUUUAUUCGUAUUAGUGAGUGCAGGGACCAAAGCGAAACAAUAAAUGCUUGCAAAUGCAAAGUUGUGGAAAGGGAUGGGACGACAAGAGAGUGAGACGGCGUUUGGUUGGUGUUGUUUGUUCAGUUCGCGAUUUUUGCAUUCGUAUUUAUCGUCUACUUCAUGGGAAGAAGAAGAAAUUGAGACGGACGUUGCGUUUCAAAAAGAGCGUUACAAUAUGAAGAAUUCAAUCGAAGAGAUCGGUGAAAAACGCAUACAACCAAUGUCCAAAAUGCAAGGCUGCAUGCACUCUUGCGGGAUUCGAUUACUAUAUUACGAUAGUAACUAUUAUUGUGGCCGACAUUGUGCGCCUGUGUAUCCUCAGACGGAUGUCUUUAGUGGGAAAUCACCUUGCGCCAGCUGCAACUGCAUCGCAUGUACAGCCCUGCACCGAUGCACUAUAUCUGCCAUAUAGUGCUUAGGGGUGGAAUAGUGCAGCUGACAUAUGUAUGUAGGAAUCUACCUGCGACAUAAUGCCGCUCGGUGGUUCUUACCUGCUCCUUGAGGAUCUCUGAUCACUGCCUUCUGUUGCUGUCGUAAUUCCUGCGUAGCCCAGUGAUCCUCGUUUCGGGACAGCUGCAAAAAUCAUGGAAUCGUCUGCACCGCGAGGUAAACAGCAAGGCAAAUGCACAUACACACACAAAUGAGUAAUGAUCGCGCACAGGAAGAAAUUCAAUGAUCGAUGUGGAUCCAAAAGAUUGCAUUCAGCUCUUCAAAGCUGUUUUGCGGGACAAGUUAGUUAGAGUUUGGGAUAUACUAUGUACUAGAACUAAAUCUGAGAUUUCUUACUGAUAUUACGUACUAAAAGAUCUGUAUCUGGA
Drosophila teissieri is the source of this 1385-nucleotide messenger RNA. RefSeq lists its product as uncharacterized. The transcript is spliced from 3 exons. The record is from RefSeq and is a predicted model, not a curated record. Lineage: Eukaryota; Metazoa; Arthropoda; Insecta; Diptera; Drosophilidae. Bases 572 to 979 code for a protein of 135 amino acids.